This is a messenger RNA of Lolium perenne, 736 nucleotides long. Lineage: Eukaryota; Viridiplantae; Streptophyta; Magnoliopsida; Poales; Poaceae. The record is from RefSeq and is a predicted model, not a curated record.
GCGAAAAGAAAAAGCUUGGUGGGCUUCCGCUACGCGUUCGCUACCGCCGUUGCGCCGCCUCGAUGGAUUAGGUCGUCGUCCUUGGAUACUUCUCCCUGGCUCCGCUUCCUUGGACGGGCGCCGCACCAUGGCCGGUGAAAGUCCGCCGCCGCUCCCUCCGAUCCCUCCCUCCGCUCAAUCAGCAGCCCCUCCCUCCCUCCGCUCCACUUCUCCCACCAUGGCCAAGCUCACGCCGUCCCUUCAGCAGCAGAUCGGAGAGGAGGUCCCGGCGGCCGGCGAUGUUCUUGGGGAUCCUCAACUGCAGGUCGGUGGGGAGCCAAAGAUUUCCAGCGAAAUUCAUGGGAAGCUGCCGAAGAAGAUCCGCAAGAAGGCGCAUAUAAAGCUUAAGGUAGCUAGAUGCCGCAAUGAGCUGCAACAGUACGUUGAAGAAGGAUUUCAUCCUUGUACACCAGAUUUCAACAUCCUUAAGUGGUGGGAUGUGAACUCGGAAAGGUAUCCAAUCCUUGGCAACAUGGCUCGUGAUGUGCUAGCUGUACCAGCUUCAACGGUUGCCUCAGAAUCUGCGUUCAGCGCAUGUGGGAGAGUAAUUACAGAUCACAGAAGUAGCCUAGCACCUGAAACUGUUGAGGCAUUGAUGUGUUAUGGUGAUUGGAUUAGAUCUCGCAAACCUACAAAUGCUGGACAGGAAAACCGCUGUGAAGAACAAAGAGUGGUGGAUCAUCUUGUCUCGUUGUAG